This is a messenger RNA of Rodentolepis nana, 387 nucleotides long. The record is from the annotation of a GenBank genome assembly. NCBI's taxonomy places the organism in Eukaryota, Metazoa, Platyhelminthes, Cestoda, Cyclophyllidea, Hymenolepididae.
AUGGGACCCGCGUGUAUUCACAAACAGCAGCAACAGCAGCAGCAGCAGCAUGUGUGUCGAUCAGCCGACUGGCCAACAAAGGAUACACGCGGCCCCUACGCCCAAAGAGGCGUGAUGGAUCAACAGACACCCAAUUCACCGCAGUCUGAACGGAAUGCAAACGAGACUUUAGCCAGUCCUUCUACACGGACGGGGAGUUUUUCCCACCGACAGCAGCGUCAUGUGGUUCCGACAGUGAAUAUCGCCGACUUUGAUGUUGCUGGAGAUAGAAGUGCACCGGAUACCAUCUCACACAACAGUGGAGGUCAGACAGUGAGUGUUUUUUCUUACUUAAAUCUUGAAGUGGAUCAUUGGUAUAAGUUGAAUGAUUGGGUUCUUAAAACUUAA